AUCGCUGGCUGGGGACGGAGCCGGGCACCGAGGAGCGACAGGAUCCCGAGGAGGAGAGAGAGCGAAGGCAGCGAGGGAAGGAGGACCCCGGCAGGCAGCAGCAUGAAAUUCAGUCCAGCGCACUACCUGCUGCCUCUCCUGCCCGCGCUGGUCCUCAGCACCAGACAGGACUAUGAAGAGCUAGAAAAGCAGCUGAAAGAAGUCUUUAAGGAGCGGAGCACCAUUCUUCGUCAGUUAACAAAGACAUCAAGAGAACUUGAUGGAAUUAAAGUCAAUCUUCAGUCUUUAAAAAAUGAUGAGCAAUCUGCCAAAACUGAUGUUAAGAAACUUCUGGAAUUAGGACAGCAACAAAGAGAAGAAAUGAAAUCUCUUCAGGAGGCCCUGCAAAAUCAACUUAAAGAGACAUCAGAGAAAGCAGAAAAACACCAGGCUACUAUUAAUUUUUUAAAGACUGAAGUUGAAAGAAAGAGCAAAAUGAUCCGAGACCUCCAGAAUGAGAAUAAAAGCUUGAAAAACAAACUCUUGUCAGGAAACAAGCUCUGUGGCAUUCACGCAGAAGAGUCCAAAAAAAUCCAAGCCCAGCUGAAGGAGCUUCGUUAUGGGAAGAAGGAUUUAUUAUUUAAGGCGCAGCAGCUUACUGAUCUGGAACAAAAAUUAGCUGUAGCCAAAAAUGAACUGGAGAAAGCAGCUCUUGACAGGGAGUCACAGAUGAAAGCAAUGAAAGAGACUGUGCAGCUCUGCUUGACAUCCGUUUUCCGUGAUCAGCCUCCUCCCCCUUUAAGUUUAAUCGCGUCAAAUCCCACUCAGAUGUUACUCCCACCCAGGAAUAUUGCCUCUAAGCUUCCAGAUGCAGGGGCCAAAAGCAAGGUACCUACCUUUUAUUUGUGCUUUGUAAAGUAACAGCAAGUAAUGUGUUGUCUUUAAAGCCCAGUGUAUAUAAUCACCAGAGUGGAUUCAAGUAUGAUAACAACUCCAUUGAAAGAUUAGGAGGAAAAUGGAAGGUAGUAACCCAGCUUGUAAAAUGUCCAUAGUCACUGGAAGAAUGUUGGAAGGGAGCUUUUCUUUCAUAGAGAACCUAGCUGUUUCUUAGGCAGAAUCAUCUAACUGCUUAACACAAAACAAAAACUAAUGAUGUUGGAAUAAGUUAAAAGAAAAUAUCUUGUAUUACAUUGCAAUAAAUAUCACAGGUUUGAUAUGGAGAGUAUUUUCUGGGGUAUAAGUAUCUUCAGAAAAGUAUUUUUUUUCUUAAGUUCACAACUCUCAAAACUGGUUACACAUUAGAAUCUUAGUGUAAAUAUUUUUUAAAGUGUGCUUAGGCGUAUUUACAUUUAAAAAGCCUGACUCCUGGGAAUUUUUCCCCAGAUCUAUUAAAUUAGAUUUUGGAGGGGGGGUUAGACUCCAGUUAUCAGUAAUUUUUCAAAGUCCCAGGGGACUUUAAGGUGCAUUUAAGGACAACUCAUAUGAGCAAAUCUUCCUCCAAAUUCCCUCCACCAACCUACUUUAGACAAAACAAAUAACAUUUAAUGGUGCUUUUGUUUCAAUCUUCAAAAACUUAAAUUUGUAGGUCCUACACUGAAAUAAAUGCUGACAGCCAGAAAUCAUCUUUGGAGAAAAGAGUUUUGUUUUGGGCACUAUGUUGGAAAGAUCUAGUUCUCUGAUCACUUGUCUGAACUUCACUUGUUAUUCAAAUGAGUGCUAUGGAUACCAGACUGACUUCUAAAUGCAAAUCUCAAGGGUUGAGCACAGAAAAACUUAAGAACCACUCAUGCAAAUACCUAAUGAUGUGUUACAUCUGACUUUCUUACUGCUUAUUUCUGAGAUUUACUAUUUUUGAAUUAAAGUGGGUAGAUUAGGGAAAUGCUACUUUCAGGAUGGAGAGUCAAAUAAGUAGAAUGAAAUAAAUCUUCUGACGUACUGUUUUUAUCUGUAACUAGUCAAUUUAUGAACUACAAAGAUUUAAUCUGUGUGAGAUCCUUAUGUAAUAUUAAUGUUUCUCUUUUAAAAAUUAUUCAAAACAACAUAAUUUAACUUUAUUAUAUUAUUGUCUGUGUUUUUAUAUGUACUGAAGGACUUCUAAGAAUUUCAAAGCUGAUUUUUCUCAUUAGUUUUGUUCUGCCUUUUCACUGAAAAGUAGAGAUUCAAAGUGUUUGUUUACCUAACAAAACUCAGGCAAAAUAAGUACAUGAUAACGUAGUUUUUUAGUGUUCAUCAUGAAACAUUCCGGGUAAGUUCUUUGAAACUGGUCAUUGGUAAAAUGCACAGCUGCAGACCGCCUUACCCAUCUGUCAGGAAACCACACCCUUAGUCCUCUUAGUGUUAAGCCUCCAAAGGAUGAGGAAAGGUUCAGUCUCAUUAAGACUCAUGACUUUGGACAAAACAGCUUUGUAAUUUUAUGGGCACAUUAUAUUUGUUUCCAACUCAAAAUAUAUCUGUUUAAAGUCAUUAUUACAACUAGACUGUUUUUGACCCUGAAUAGGUGGAGGAAAUUACUAGUUGUUGCUGUAACUAGUUUUCUAUGAAUAAAUGUAUGCCUUGUCUUUGAAAUAAAUAAUAAAUAUUUAUUAUUUAUCUUGGCUUAUCACAGAAAAAAAGAUAGAAAAUCAUUUAGAAGACCAUAGUUUGGUGAUUGCCUAUUUAAAAAAAAAUAACAAGAAAGUUAAUUGUUUAAGAUAGAAUUUAGUAAGUCUAAUUUGAUGUACUACAGAAUGUUCUGUUUUACAAAGAUGUCCAUUAAAAGUUUGGAUGCUGUUUAAGUUUUGCUCAUAUUAUUUAUCUUUUUAAUAGUGGUAAAAUUGUAAUUUUUGUAUGCUUGGGACUUAAUCCCUAAGCAGUACCCUCACAAAUAAUAUUUUUAAAAUCUUGAAUAAUAUAAUGUGAUACAGGUGUGUAUAAUAAAAACAAACAUUUCAGUCAUGGAAUAAUUAUUCUCUAUAUCCAAAAAGAUGACUCAUAAAUGAGGAUAUUUGACUGGUUUCAAGUUCUUCAGAAUUGGCUAAAAAUAGCCACAGUGAUAUGUAGUGCCUGGUGAGAGUUGUAAGACAAUCCUAUCACAGGACCUCUUGAUGCCUCAGUUUCCUUAGUGCCAAACUCAGUGUUAUUGUGAUGUGAGUACUCAGAAUAAUAAUUCUUCUAAUUUUCCAUAGUAUCUGGCCAUCUUCAUCUAAUUUCAUUUGAUUUUUAUUUAGAGAGGUCUUAUUUUUUCCUAAUAUAAAUCCUUACAUUUCCCAGUAUGCAGUUUUAAGCAAUUUUCAGCUCACGUAUAGAAAAAGACAACAUAGUGACCAAAAUAUGUUAUUUGUUUUUUCUUCUAGGAGAUUGGGUAAAGCAGCCAAAUUUUUUAUUCCUGAGCAUGAAUGAGUCAAUAUU
Messenger RNA from Chlorocebus sabaeus (green monkey), 3366 nucleotides. NCBI's taxonomy places the organism in Eukaryota, Metazoa, Chordata, Mammalia, Primates, Cercopithecidae. The record is from RefSeq and is a predicted model, not a curated record.